Molecule: messenger RNA, 360 nt
Organism: Castor canadensis (American beaver)
Lineage: Eukaryota; Metazoa; Chordata; Mammalia; Rodentia; Castoridae
Gene: Smim17
Product: small integral membrane protein 17
Source: RefSeq, a predicted model, not a curated record
AUGCAGAGCCUCAGGCCUGAGCAGACACGGGGUCUGCUGGAGCCAGAGCAGAUGACGACACUGCUGCUGCCUUGGGAGACCAAGGCCUGGGAGGAGCCAUCCCAGCCCACCUUCACCAAGGACUGGGAGGCUGUGGAGGUUGGGACCUCAAACUGUGAAAGUGAUGAAAAAGAUUUGUCUUCUCAAGAAACUGGGGUUCCCCAGGAGUGGAGUUCUGUGGAGGAAGAUGACGAGUCAGAGGAUUCCCAGGGCUUCGUGGAGUGGUCAAAAGCUCCACAACAAACCACCAUCGUCUUGGUGGUGUGUGUGUUGUUUUUGUUCCUGGUUUUAACGGGGAUGCCUAUGAUGUUCCACGUCUAA